AUCAGGAGAACAAGCCCUGGGACCUGGAGUUCACUAUUUCAAGAAACUGUAUACUGAAAUAAAAUGCUGCAUGAGUUAGAAAAAGAAAGGAUCCAGAAACACAUGGCCUGAUUGUUGGCAAUGACAUCGAUAAGAGGCUGGCAUUUCUUUCUGUUCUAACCAGCUACUUUAUAACUGUGAAUAGUAACUAUGUGUAUUUGUUGGUCAGCAAAAUCGAGGAACAAGAGCUAUGGCAGUUGAAAAAGCCUGUCUGAUUCCAGGUUAUUUUUCCUGGGUUUCAUCAUCAGGGACCUUCUCCUUUUCAUCUCAUCAACAAUGUGGUACCUUUUACCAUUCGAUAAAGAGUAAGGACAUGUCCACUGGUCAGCAAUCAGAACUUAAAAUCUGCUGGAAUAAGGUCAGAGACUAUUUCAAUUACAGCUGAGGAAAAUGAAAUUUCCAUUUUAUUCCGUGCCUUGUACAGGGAGCACACUAACUCUUACCAGAAAGGUGUGAGUGAAAAGAGAUUGAGUUUGUUUACUAGAAACUCAUGGUUAUGGCGAGUGACCCAACGUGACUAGAGGGGGCAAAAGCCACACAGGAACUCAUGACGGGCUAUACCAUGUUGCGGAAUGGGGGAGUGGGGAAUGGAGGUCAAACCUGUAUGUUACGGUGGUCCAACCGGAUCCGACUCACAUGGCUCAGUUUUACGCUCUUCAUUAUUCUGGUUUUCUUCCCCCUCAUUGCUCACUAUUAUCUCACCACUCUGGAUGAGGCUGAUGAGGCCGGCAAGCGGAUUUUUGGCCCAAGGGCUGGUAACGAACUCUGCGAGGUAAAGCAUGUGCUGGAUCUUUGCCGGAUUCGUGAGUCUGUGAGUGAGGAGCUCUUGCAGCUGGAAGCCAAGCGGCAAGAGCUGAACAGUGAAAUUGCCAAGCUGAAUCUGAAGAUUGAAGCCUGUAAGAAGAGUAUUGAGAAUGCCAAGCAGGACCUGCUUCAGCUCAAGAAUGUCAUUAGCCAGACUGAGCACUCUUAUAAAGAGCUGAUGGCUCAGAAUCAGCCCAAACUUUCUCUGCCUAUCCGGCUGCUUCCAGAGAAGGACGAUGCUGGUCUUCCUCCCCCAAAGGUCAUACGGGGAUGCCGGCUUCACAAUUGUUUUGAUUAUUCUCGUUGUCCUCUCACCUCCGGUUUUCCAGUCUAUGUAUAUGACAGUGACCAGUUUGCCUUUGGCAGCUACCUGGAUCCCUUAGUCAAGCAGGCUUUCCAAGCUACAGCACGAGCCAAUGUAUAUGUUACAGAAAAUGCAGACAUUGCCUGCCUUUAUGUGAUACUAGUGGGAGAAAUACAGGAGCCAGUAGUGCUUCGGCCUGCCGAACUUGAGAAGCAACUCUAUUCCCUACCACAUUGGCGGACAGAUGGACACAACCAUGUCAUCAUCAAUCUGUCACGGAAGUCAGAUACACAGAACUUACUAUAUAAUGUUAGUACAGGCCGUGCCAUGGUGGCUCAGUCUACUUUCUAUGCUUCCCAAUACAGACCUGGCUUUGAUUUGGUAGUGUCGCCACUAGUCCAUGCCAUGUCGGAGCCCAACUUCAUGGAAAUCCCACCACAGGUGCCAGUUAAACGGAAAUAUCUUUUCACCUUCCAGGGUGAGAAGAUUGAAUCACUGAGAUCCAGCCUUCAGGAGGCCCGCUCCUUUGAAGAAGAAAUGGAAGGUGACCCUCCAGCUGACUAUGAUGAUCGAAUCAUUGCCACCUUAAAGGCUGUACAGGACAGCAGGCUAGAUCAGGUCCUGGUAGAAUUUACUUGCAAAAACCAGCCGAAGCCCAGUCUGCCUACCGAGUGGGCACUGUGUGGUGAGCGUGAGGACCGCUUGGAAUUGCUGAAGCUUUCCACCUUCGCCCUCAUUAUCACUCCUGGGGACCCUCACUUGGUUAUUUCGUCUGGGUGUGCAACACGGCUCUUUGAAGCCCUGGAAGUCGGUGCUGUCCCAGUUGUGCUGGGGGAGCAGGUACAGCUUCCUUACCAGGACAUGCUGCAGUGGAAUGAGGCCGCCCUGGUGGUUCCCAAGCCACGCGUUACUGAGGUUCAUUUUCUGUUACGAAGCCUCUCAGAUAGUGAUCUGCUGGCUAUGCGGCGGCAAGGCCGCUUUCUCUGGGAGACUUACUUCUCCACCGCUGACAGUAUUUUUAAUACCGUGCUGGCUAUGAUUAGGACUCGCAUACAGAUCCCAGCUGCUCCCAUCCGGGAAGAGGCAGCUGCUGAGAUCCCCCAUCGGUCAGGCAAGGCGGCUGGAACUGACCCUAACAUGGCCGACAACGGGGACCUGGACCUGGGGCCAGUGGAGACGGAGCCGCCUUAUGCCUCACCCAAAUACCUCCGCAACUUUACAUUGACUGUCACUGAUUUUUACCGCAGCUGGAACUCUGCUCCAGGGCCUUUCCAUCUGUUCCCCCACACACCCUUUGACCCCGUGUUGCCCUCAGAAGCCAAAUUCUUGGGCUCAGGGACUGGAUUUCGGCCUAUUGGUGGUGGAGCUGGGGGUUCUGGCAAGGAGUUUCAGGCAGCACUUGGAGGCAAUGUUCCACGAGAGCAGUUCACAGUGGUGAUGUUGACCUAUGAGCGGGAGGAAGUGCUUAUGAACUCUCUAGAGAGACUGAAUGGCCUCCCUUACCUGAACAAGGUAGUGGUGGUAUGGAAUUCGCCCAAGCUACCGUCGGAGGACCUUCUGUGGCCUGACAUUGGCGUCCCUAUCAUGGUGGUCCGUACUGAGAAGAACAGUUUGAACAAUCGAUUCUUGCCCUGGAAUGAAAUUGAGACAGAGGCCAUCCUCUCUAUUGAUGAUGAUGCUCACCUUCGCCAUGAUGAAAUCAUGUUUGGGUUUCGGGUGUGGAGAGAAGCACGGGAUCGCAUUGUGGGUUUCCCUGGCCGUUACCAUGCAUGGGACAUUCCUCAUCAGUCCUGGCUCUAUAACUCCAACUACUCCUGUGAGCUGUCCAUGGUGCUGACAGGUGCUGCCUUCUUUCACAAGUAUUAUGCCUACCUGUAUUCUUACGUGAUGCCCCAGGCCAUCCGAGAUAUGGUGGAUGAAUACAUCAACUGUGAGGACAUUGCCAUGAACUUCCUUGUCUCCCACAUCACUCGGAAACCCCCCAUCAAGGUGACCUCUCGGUGGACCUUCCGAUGCCCAGGAUGCCCUCAGGCCCUGUCACACGACGAUUCCCACUUCCAUGAGCGGCACAAAUGUAUCAACUUCUUUGUCAAGGUGUAUGGCUAUAUGCCCCUACUUUACACUCAAUUCAGGGUGGACUCUGUGCUCUUCAAGACCCGCCUGCCCCACGACAAGACCAAGUGCUUCAAGUUCAUCUAGGGACACUGCAAGUGCCGGGAAGAGGAUGAACAGAGUGGGGGAGAUGGCUUCUACGGUUCCUAGACGUUGAAGGACCCCAGGGACAUCCGCUGGGUGGGUGACCCAAACCCUCUACGGGAAUGGAGGCGGGAAGAGUGGAAAGGAAGUAGCCUUCUUCCUCUUAAAGUCGGCCACACUGGGCCUGGAACCCUGGUCAGAGGACUCGGGGGUUCCCUACACAGGGCACUGACUGAUAGCUUACACUGAGGACAAUGGGGACUCCGGGGAGUCGCUCACGCAGUUCAUAAGUCCAGGACAGCUGGUUUGUGGUUUUUAAAUUCAGUAACAACUAUUAUUAUUAUUUAAAAGGA
Messenger RNA from Lontra canadensis (Northern American river otter), 3696 nucleotides. It is a transcript of the gene EXTL3, whose product is annotated as exostosin like glycosyltransferase 3. Bases 587 to 3346 code for a protein of 919 amino acids. The transcript has 6 exons. Gene Ontology annotation, cellular component: membrane. Gene Ontology annotation, molecular function: glycosyltransferase activity. The record is from RefSeq and is a predicted model, not a curated record. Lineage: Eukaryota; Metazoa; Chordata; Mammalia; Carnivora; Mustelidae.